AUGUCCGAAACCCCUAAAGAAGUUACUAAAAGUACUGUAAAGGAUGCUUCAACAUUAGAUGACGGAAAUACAAAUGGUUCAACCUCUGAAAUUCCAGGAGAAAAUAAAGAUGAAACGACAACUAAAAUUCUAGGAGAAAAUAAAUAUGACACGACAAUUGAAAUUUCAGAAGAAAAUAAAGAUGACACAACAAUUGAAAUUAAGAAAAGUACUAAUAAUGCCAAUAUAAUGGUAAAUCAAAUUCCUGUUCAAAAUCCUAUGAUACCUGUACCUAGAAUUCCAACAUUUGGAAACCAUCACAUUUUUCCUUCGGAUUUAUUUAUGUAUCCACAUGGACAGUCAAUGGUACCUUUCCCAGGUUCUGUCAAUGAGUGUGAACCUUUUACAAUUGAAGAAAUUGACGAUUCAGUUUAUUUAAAUAUAAUUGAUAAAAACUUGUUAGCUAUCUUACAACAAUUUGUGAGAUCUGAAGAAUUGUAUGCUGUAAAACCCAAGGUAAUGAUAGGAAAGAAGUUCAGGAUCAAACUUCUGACAGAUUAUGUUGGGAAUAAUUUAACAACAAAUAAUGUGUCUGGUUCUAAUGUCCCUUUGGACAAUCCACAUAUUUUACCAUUAAAAAACCUAGUCAACUGGCUAGAAAAAGCAUUUGAUACGACAUUAAAGCAAAUUGAUAAUAUGAUCAAUAAGCAAGAAAUUUCAUUUAAACAUUUGUGGUAUCUAUUUCCAACUGCAACUCAGGUAUAUGCACAAUUGCAUAACAAGAUUGUUGGUGCCCGGGUUACAAAUUGUGAAUAUAAAACUUAUUUCGGUACACAAUUCUUUACUAUUACUGGUGAAAUUAUUGAAUCAAAUGGUCAUGAGUUUGUGAACUGUGUCAAAUACUGGCAUAUUGAUCAUUUUCUCGGCGUUUUAAGUAUUGAUAAACUCCCUGCAGUUCCCUUAAAAAAAGAAUGUGAGAUACGUGAUAAAUUGGUAAAACGGGGUAAAAUAUUCGAAAAGUAUGCUCUUGGUGCUCAUUAUUUAAGAUACUCUGGAAGAUUUUUCCGUAAAUCUUGGGUUGGUGAUACUUAUUACAGAGGAGAUGGACGUAUUAUGAUUGAUGCUGCAACCUUUAGUCAAAUUGAUCCAAAUUAUAAGUCAGAUGUUAAUAACAACCGUCAUAAUUAUAUACAUAAUUCGUCUAUUAAGGGUGACAAAAAAAAAGUUAAAGAGGAAGAAUUAUAUAUGUGCGCUCCUACAUUUUUUGGUUUCAGCUUUAUUGCUAAAAAAUGGGGUCAAUUUUAUGUUGAUCAAGUAGAUGAAAUUAAAUUUGAUGAUGAUGCAUUUAAUAAUUUAAUAAUGGAUACUAAUAAAAAGGAUAUUAUUGCAAGCUUGGUAACAUCUGAACCUUAUGAAGGAUUGGAUUUGAUUAGUGGUAAAGGUGGUGGCUGCAUUUUCUUAUUACAUGGACCUCCUGGAGCUAUCUCUGAAUAUUUACAUCGUCCGUUAUAUGCUGUUAGUGUUGGUGAAUUAGGCGUGACGCCUAAGGAAUUAGAAGCAAAAUUAAGUGAAAUUCUUGAAGUUGCAAGCAUUUGGAAUGCCGUCAUUCUCAUUGACGAAGUUGAUAUUUUUUUGGAACAAAGAAGUAAAAAUGAUGUAAACCGUAAUGCUUUAGUGGGAAUAUUCCUAAGAUUAUUAGAGUAUCACCAGGGAAUUCUCUUUCUUACAACUAAUCGUGUUGAAAGUUUUGAUAUGGCUUUUCAUUCGAGAAUUAGCAUAGUCUUAAAAUAUAAUGUCCUUGACGAAACAUCACGAGCCCAAAUUUGGCGUACAUUUUUAGAUCGUGCUGAUGGUAAAAACAAAAGUCAGGUUGACAUAGAAAAAUUAAAACAACGUCAAUUGAAUGGCAGAGAAAUCAAAACGGCCGUUCGAAUGGCAAAGGCUCUCGCUACAAGAUCUAAUCCUCCUAAUCCUCCUAAUCCUAACGCUAUUAUUACCACAUCACUUUUGGAAAAAAUUUUGGAUAUUUCUGAUAUUUCCCUAAAGGAAAUUUGA
Cetraspora pellucida is the source of this 2034-nucleotide messenger RNA. Lineage: Eukaryota; Fungi; Glomeromycota; Glomeromycetes; Diversisporales; Gigasporaceae. The record is from the annotation of a GenBank genome assembly.